AUGAGAAGUAUGAAGAUAAAGGGUGUGGAGGAAGACUGGGCCAAUCUACCUAUAGCGACAAGUGGAAAAUCCUGUACGCCAGGAUUGAAUAGGUAUUGUUUGGGGAAGUAUAGGUUCGAGGAUGGAUCCACUCCCGGAUUUCUAGGAAAAUGGAAAAAGGCACUCACUUCCAGCAGAGGGUCCAAGGUAUGGGGUGAGGUGAGAGGAACCCAAAGUCCUCUGGUGGAGGAGAUCUGGGCCGGGCCGAAGGAUGAAAUUACAUGGAUGAAUUUUUUAACGUGUGUAAUGUACCAAGCCUUAAAAAUCCAGAAAGUAAAGGCCAAAACCAAAGAAAGAUUCAUCCCUAUCUGGGACAAGAACCAUUGGCCGGCCGAAUCCCCCGACUCUGCUUCAGAGGACUGGUCCCUCACCAGUGAAGGACAAGCAAUUUUGGUAUCCCUGACCUGUAUCAUAAAGGCUUUAAUAGGGUGGCAAAGAUUGGACCAACCCCCCACCGGCCAGGUCAAAGAGUUAUGCCAAGCCGUCUGGGACACUAUAGGACUAGACCUGGGAAACAGAAAAACGGGCGAGCCAAACAAUCCUCUGGAGAACUUGGGGGGGUUCUUACAGGCACUGGAACCCGCUGAAGGAGACCAGCGAGACAACUACUUAAGACUGGGGUUUCUAUUAAGUAUAUAUUAUGGUCUGAUCAAUUGCGGAAAGUACGAAGGUAAUUAUGACUUGACAAGUUUUAUAACGAAUGGGGAGCAGGAGUUGGAUAGAAUAGGAGCCUGUGAGUUGGAGGGGGGGGUAUUGAAUUGUGAGGGGGGAACAGGUACCAGUAAGGCCCCUAGGUUGACCAUCUGGAGAAAGGAGAACCGGACAGUCGUGAUGCCCACCUCACAAGAAAACGUCUCGCGGUUAACACUUACUGAAACCGAGACGGGAACCCCUCUAGCAGUUGGUUCACCCGAGACCAGGCCACCUAGUCAACUGACGCCCGAGCUGGCAGGUUGGGUCCACACAACAACGGAACAACAUAAUAGGUCCUCGACCGCUGCGGUAUGGGUACCCGGACAGCCCUCUUCGAAACAGGAGGCGGCACAGAAGCUGAGCGAGAAAUCAAGGCAACUCCGCCAAGUCGCAGAAUCCCCCGGCCCUCACAACAACAGCAGGGCAACUCCGAGGGGUCCGGAACAGGAUAGGGUAAGCCGCCCAAGCCCACCCCCCCAGCUCCCAUCAAAGCCAGCUCAACGGACAGGAAGAGUCACAGAGACUCUGACUCCAGUCACCGGGACUUUAACUUCGACAGAACCGGCUGAGGAAGAAAUAACAGGUCAGUCAAGCACUGGAACCCACCAUGUCGAGACAACGGAUACGUUGCAGGGGGAGAAUAUGGGGCAACUUCCCACAGAGGAAGACAAGUCUACUAGAGUGGGUUCUAUAGCUGGAGGGGUCUUAGGCGCGUUGUUAAUGAUUGCCAGUCUGUAUGGUCUGAAGAGAGUUUACUGGAGGAGAAGAAGGGGGCCGGGAACAGCUGGACCGGCCCUUCUUGGUACAGCUGACGCUAUAAGAUAUGGCCCAACCACCUCAGACUAG
Plasmodium inui San Antonio 1 is the source of this 1578-nucleotide messenger RNA. RefSeq lists its product as hypothetical. The record is from RefSeq and is a predicted model, not a curated record. NCBI's taxonomy places the organism in Eukaryota, Apicomplexa, Aconoidasida, Haemosporida, Plasmodiidae. The transcript has a single exon. Bases 1 to 1578 code for a protein of 525 amino acids.